Myodes glareolus (Bank vole) is the source of this 1607-nucleotide messenger RNA. The record is from RefSeq and is a predicted model, not a curated record. Lineage: Eukaryota; Metazoa; Chordata; Mammalia; Rodentia; Cricetidae.
AUGGAAGCCCCAAUACCAUUUCAGAUGCAAAGAGGGUCGCCAGACUGUAGCUGCAGGAGCCAUGCCCCGCCUCCUAGAGGCGCGCACUUCCGGCCGCAAGGGCGCUCGGGAAUGCAGGCCAUGAGCUUCCACCAACCAGCGGUCGCGUCGGGCCGGCGCGACUGCGCGCGCAUCGCGGCGCAGGGGGACGCGGGGACCAUGGAGCCUGCGGCUGCGCCCCGCAAGCGACGCGGCGGCGGGGACGGCGGCCAGGAGCGGCAACUUUGCCGCGGCCUGGAGCCGGGAGAGCCACCUCCCAGCGAGCAGGAGGAACCCCGGGGCAGCCGAGUUCCCGGCAACGACGACGGGAUGGGGAGCGCGGGCAGCGGAGCCGACCGGGCGCACAUCCAGCCCAGGGAAGAGUUUUGGCAGUACAAUACAUUCCAGUACUGGAGGAACCCUCUACCACCCAUUGAUCUGGCGGCUCUUGAAGAUGUGAGUGCAGACAGUUUGACAGAAACACUUCAGGACAAGAAUGAAGUAGUUGAGAUUGACAUGGAAUCCUGACAGGAGAAACUGAAGAAGUGGAUUUUUUUAAUUUGAGAAGAACUAAAGGAAAUGUUAUUUUCCGUCCUUGACAUUUGACAUGGUACUGUUGUCAAACCUGAAAAAUGAGGAAGAGUUUUGAGGCUUAAAUACUUGUAAUUACUACUGAAUAUCCUAAUGGAGAUUUGUUAAAGAAAUAACAUGGUUGGAGGCAAAAUACUUGCAUUUUUAAUGAACAGGGUUUUGUUCCUGCUCUAACUGUGGAGAUGCUUAUCUUGGAAAGGUGUUGGCAGCUUUAGAGGAAGCACUCAGCUCCUCCUCUCCUGCUCUGUCAAAUGCUCCCCUGCACCAAAAAGCUUUCUUGCGGUACAUGGAAUGAACACAUUUAACAUUUAUAUAGCUGAUGCUAAUAAAUACUUUCUAGUACAUUUUAUUGGCUCCUCUUGGUUGAACAAAUAGACUUGAGUAUCUAUGCAAAUUUAAAACGUGAGAUUGUUUCUUAAGCUAAUAUUGUUUUAGAAGUCUAUAAAUUUUAAACUAGUGAAAAUUUCCAUUUGGGUAGCUUGUUUUAACUUUCAGUAUUUGCUGUUUAUUAGAGGCAAUGGAUAUAGCCAAAAACUGGAUAAAGAGCAGUAAGAAGUAGAUGCCUGCCCCUCCUCCCCUUUUCUGAAGUGAAAGGAAUGAUGUGGUUGGUGUAUUGAGUUUUGGUUUGAGUACAUUUUGUUACUGUUGACUACUCUAGCCCUGCAGUUCUCAACACUGAUAGCACUUUAACAGGUUCUUUAUUUUUUUUUUUGAGCCCCACCCUAGAGAAAUUUUAUUCAAUUAUUUGAAGGUGGGCUUUACACAUAGUUAGUCUUUUGUUGUUGUGUUGUUUUGGGCGUCAAGUCUGCAUUCCUGUAAUGUGCAGACCUGGCCAGAACCACUAGACUAGGGGCUUUUCCUGUUUAAAGGAGACGCUAGUGAGCUGAAGAAUGCCUGUUUGUUAGUCUUGUCCUUAAUUUGUUACAUUAUUGGAUCUGUCACUUCUAAGUUAUUGUGUUACAAUUUUGUUGUUAAUAAAGUACACUGUUUAUGCUUGA